AUGCAACCAAGAGAAUUACACAAGUUACUCCUUCAUCAGUUGGGUUCUUUGGCUCAAAAAAGACUUUGCCGUGGUGUUAGACUAAAUAAGUUAGAAGCAAAUUCGCUAAUUGCUUCUCAAAUCCAAGAGUAUGUUCGCGAUGGGACUCAUUCUGUUGCUGAACUGAUGAGUAUUGGUAAGAACAUGCUAGGGAAACGCCAUGUUCAACCAGAAGUAACUCAUUUAUUACACGAACUUAUGGUCGAAGCUACGUUUCCUGAUGGAACUUACUUGGUAACCAUCCAUGACCCUGUGUGUACUCCAGACGGUAAUCUGGAAAUCGCUUUGUACGGUAGUUUUCUCCCCAUCCCGGCGCCAGAAUUGUUCCCUCACGUAGACGAAAGCUUAUAUGCGCCCAAAAAUGUUCCUGGCUACGUAGAAGUAGAAGAAGGAGAAAUCGAACUUUUACCUACCUUGCCUCGUAUAUCUUUGCAAGUAACGAAUUACGGGGAUCGUCCCAUUCAGGUUGGCUCUCAUUAUCAUUUUCUCGAAACAAACGAAAAGUUAUGUUUCGACCGUGCAAAGGCCUAUGGCAAAAGAUUGGAUGUACCCUCAGGGACUGCCAUUCGUUUUGAGCCUGGAGUCACAAAAGUAGUUCAUUUAAUUCCCAUUGGCGGUAAACAAGUCAUUCAUGGAGGGAAUUCUCUUUCUAAGGGUCCAUUCCAUCAAUCGCUAGUUCCUGAAAUCCUAAAGAAUCUGGUUAGCCAAGGAUUCAUGCAUAAAACCGAAGUACCAGGCCAUGGCAAUCUUGAACAUAUCCAACCGUAUCGGAUUCCCCGUGAAAUGUACGCGACCAUGUAUGGACCCACAACCGGCGACAAGGUUCGUUUAGGUGAUACUUCUUUGGUUGUCAAAGUGGAAAAGGACUUCACAGAAUACGGCAACGAAGCCGUCUUCGGCGGAGGUAAAGUUAUUCGUGAUGGAACCGGACAAGCGACUGGAAGAUCGAUGAAUGAAUCUCUCGACACAGUCAUAACUAACGCCUUAAUUGUUGAUUAUACUGGUAUCUUCAAGGCUGAUAUUGGUAUCAAAAACGGCUUCAUUGUGGGUAUCGGUAAAUCCGGUAAUCCUGAUACUAUGGACAGUAUCACAGAUAACAUGGUUGUGGGCUCGUCUACCGAUGUUAUUUCUGCUGAGAAUAAAAUCGUUACUUUCGGAGGUAUGGAUAGUCAUGUUCACUUCAUUUGUCCUCAGCAAAUUGAAGAAGCUCUAGCAUCAGGAAUUACAACCAUGUAUGGUGGUGGAACUGGGCCUAGCACAGCAAGUAAUGCUACAACUUGCACUCCCAAUGCGGACCUUAUAAAAUCCAUGUUUAGAGCUACAGACUCUUAUCCGAUGAACAUUGGUCUUACAGGGAAGGGAAAUGAUAGUGGCCAUUCUUCCCUUCGUUCCCAAAUUGAAGCUGGAUGUAGCGGUAUGAAGCUUCACGAAGAUUGGGGCUCCACUCCCGCUACCAUAGAUUCUUGUUUAACUGUUUGUGAUGAGUAUGACGUUCAAUGUUUAAUUCACACGGAUACAUUGAAUGAAUCUUCCUUUGUUGAGGGAACUUUUAAGGCCUUCAAAGGUCGCACCAUACACACUUAUCACGUUGAAGGAGCUGGAGGCGGACAUGCUCCGGAUAUUAUUUCGCUUGUACAGAAUCCCAAUAUUUUACCUUCAAGUACAAAUCCUACGCGACCUUAUACUAAAAAUACUUUAGACGAAGAACUUGAUAUGUUAAUGGUUUGUCACCAUCUGUCGAAAAACGUUCCUGAAGAUGUGGCAUUCGCUGAGUCUCGUAUUCGCGCCGAGACAAUUGCAGCUGAGGAUGUUUUGCAAGAUUUGGGUGCUAUCAGUAUGAUUAGUUCUGAUUCUCAAGCCAUGGGUCGCUGCGGUGAAGUUAUUUUGAGGACCUGGAAGACGGCUCAUAAAAACAAAACACAACGAGGAUACUUACCAGAAGAUGAUGGAACUGGGGUAGACAACUUUCGUGUCAAGCGUUAUGUUGCCAAAUACACAAUCAAUCCGGCUAUUAGCCACGGGAUUUCACAUAUUGUUGGAUCUGUAGAGGUAGGUAAAUUUGCCGAUUUGGUUUUAUGGGAUUUUGCGGACUUUGGUGCCAGGCCUUGUAUGGUGCUUAAAGGAGGUAUGAUUGCAAUGGCAAUGAUGGGAGAUCCUAAUGGAUCAAUUCCGACUGUUUCUCCUAUUCUUUCCUGGGAAAUGUUUGGCGCAAAAGCUCCUGAAAGAAGUAUUGCAUUUGCAUCGAAUUACGCUUUGUCAAAUGGUAUCAUGAGCAAAUAUGAACUUCGUAAACGGGUGGAAGCAGUGAAAGGAACAAGAGAUAUCGGGAAAAAGGAUAUGGCUUUAAACGGUUAUAUGCCCAAGAUGACUGUAGAUCCGGAAUCAUACACAGUAACUGCAGACGAUGCCAUUAUGGAAUGUGACCCUGCCGAUACGCUUCCUUUGUCUCAAGGGUAUUUCAUGUUUUGA
This is a messenger RNA of Schizosaccharomyces osmophilus, 2508 nucleotides long. RefSeq names its product nickel-dependent urease Ure2 (gene ure2). Gene Ontology annotation, biological process: urea catabolic process. Gene Ontology annotation, cellular component: urease complex. The transcript has a single exon. The coding region runs from base 1 to 2508 and encodes 835 amino acids. The record is from RefSeq and is a predicted model, not a curated record. Lineage: Eukaryota; Fungi; Ascomycota; Schizosaccharomycetes; Schizosaccharomycetales; Schizosaccharomycetaceae. Gene Ontology annotation, molecular function: nickel cation binding; urease activity.